Messenger RNA from Apiotrichum porosum, 273 nucleotides. RefSeq lists its product as uncharacterized. The coding region runs from base 1 to 273 and encodes 90 amino acids. Lineage: Eukaryota; Fungi; Basidiomycota; Tremellomycetes; Trichosporonales; Trichosporonaceae. The transcript has 3 exons. The record is from RefSeq and is a predicted model, not a curated record.
AUGGCGGCGCAGAUGCUCCAGCCCGUUUCUCUCGUCCCCGCCACCGACAUUGUUGGCCACGCCAAGGUGGAGAAAUGGCGCACCCAGAACGAGGUCCACCGCACGGCUGCCGGGCAUUGUACCACCCUCGUCGACUUUCCUAACGUGUCGGGGAAAUCCAACACAGAGAGGCUGUUGAACGCUGAGGAGAUGGCCCUUCUCGAGACCACAGACCUCAAGAUGCACGGCGUGCGAGAGGUUGCGAGCGACCCUCUAGGACAUCUCGUGCAUUGA